Molecule: messenger RNA, 2607 nt
Organism: Bursaphelenchus xylophilus (pine wood nematode)
Lineage: Eukaryota; Metazoa; Nematoda; Chromadorea; Rhabditida; Aphelenchoididae
Source: the annotation of a GenBank genome assembly
AUGAGGUCUGAGAGAGCGAGGAAUCGAAGGAAAACAAAAAGUAAUCGAGUUUCAUAUAAAGUAAUGUUGUUUUAGUUAUGAAAUCCCCGUCGAUUAAUGCGGCGGCGACCCCUCUGUCCGAGCUCAGCGAGAAUAUUGAAUCCGAAGUCAAAAUGCAUCCCGGAAAGGGCUCCGAGCCGCAUCUGGACAGCAUGGAUAUGGAUGUUUAUGCCUGUAAAGAAAGUGGACAAUCACAUGCCGCGGAACCGUCAUUGGUACUAUUUUUCCAGGUAAGAAAUAUUACUGAUUUAAAGUAUCUGUGGUAUUUGUUUUAGGUGCUAUUUCCCUUCCUAGUUGCUGGAAUUGGGAUGGUGUUUGCCGGAAUCUUGUUGGAUGUAGUUCAACAUUGGCCUUUAUUCAAGGAAGUUCCUGAAACUUUCAUUCUUGUCCCAGCUUUACUUGGACUAAAGGGAAACCUGGAAAUGACGCUGGCUUCACGGCUUUCUACUCAAGUACGUGAAGAUUCCAUGUUUUUAUUGUUUUUUAGGCAAAUGUCGGAGCAAUGGAAACAAAGGAGCAGAUAAUGACUGUAGUAAUCACGAACUUGGCUUUGAUCCAGACACAGGCCAUUGUGGUUACUUUCUUGGCAUCUGGAGCUGCCAUGCUUUUGGCGUGGGUUCCCCGAGGGGAGAUUGACAUGAGCCAUGCAGCUCUCUUAUGUGCAAGCAGUCUAACUACAGCGUCACUGGCUUCAUUGAUUCUGGCCGGUAUCAUGAUUGUGGUUGUUCUUCUCAGUCGGCGAUACAACAUUAAUCCAGACAAUGUGGCCACUCCGAUUGCAGCCUCUUUGGGUAUGUUAUAGUUUUUAUCAUUGUAUACAUUUUUAUCAUUGUUGUACAUGGUGGGCCGCUCAAAACUCCCUUCCUCUUUUGGUUAAUUUCUCUGUCUAUAUUCUUAAUCGAGCUUUAUGAAAUUUUGGGUUGUUAAAAUUUAGACCGGUAAUUUCUACUCACGGUGGAAGUACCCCAAGUGCGGCGCAUAGAUUUUGAAAACUUGGCACAAAUGUUGGAUAAUUUUUUCUAAGAUGUAUGCGAGAAUCCUAGCUCGCGCUUUGCAGAAAAAACCAAGGUUUUUAGAUCGAAAGGCGGCAAACAAUUGACACUUUUUGUCAGAUUUUGGGACAAAAUGUUUCAUACCUAUUUCUAGCGCUGACAAGGGCUCGGCAAAACCUUGUCGUCUAGUUUUUCCUUGAAACAUAUACCAUUUGAAAGAGCGGAAAAACUGGUCUAGGACAACCUUUAAGCAUUGAACUCUCUAUAAACUUUUUCAAUCAGGUUAAAAGCUGCAAGAAUAUGUCCGCAUUGCCGAAGGGCAUAUACUUGAAAAAAGAUUUUUAGAACGUUGAAAAAAGUCUUGAAAUCUGGCAGGGUAACAAUGGCGGGCCUAUGUUUUAACACCCCAAAAUUUCGUAAAGAUCGGUUAUGGAUUAGUAAAGAAACUAACCAAAACAGGAAGGCAGUUUCGUGUACUGCGAUGUAAUGAUUGCUUUGGAAUACUAUUCCUUUUUGUUUUCAGGAGAUCUGACAACAUUGGCGAUUCUCUCAGCAUUUGGAUCGCUUUUUCUGAAAGCUCACCGGAUAGAGUCAUGGCUGAAUGUGAUUGUAAUUGCUUUGUUUGUAAUUGUAUUACCUUUUUGGAUAAGGAUAGCCAAGCGAGAAGAGGCGACUUUGUCUAUCCUCAGAGAUGGCUGGUGUCCGAUUGUUUUCUCCAUGCUGAUCAGUAGUAGUGGUGGAUUUGUUUUGGAAACGGCUAUGCGAAGAUUCCCUCAAAUGGCUCUGUUUCAGCCAGUCAUUAAUGGUACGAUUUUUUAAUGCAUCCCUUUGUGUUUGCCAGGAUUGUUAAGCCGUCAACUGGACGCGUCAGUCCCGUUGCCAAAUUGGUGUCAUUUUCGUCAUGUCAAAUUGAAUUUGUCACUUUUGGUUGUCAAAUUGAACUUUCCUGGAAAAAUUUUAUAGAUUUUUGCCAAAGAAUCGUCGGAAUAAAAAAUUUUUAGGAACUAAAUUUUUCUUUAUCAAAACUUUCGAUUAAAUAAAAAAUAAAACUUGCGUCUUAUAUUAACGGUAUUUCAUAUAUCAGAAUUUUCAGUUUACGGAAAAUGACCGCAAUCUGACGUCAUUUCCAAAAAUUCUGUCAAAUUAAAAACCCCCCUAUCUAUUGCAAUUAUUUAUUUUAGGGGUUGGAGGUAACCUGGCCGCAGUUCAUGCGAGCAGAAUCUCCACUUUUUAUCACAAAUCUUCCAACCUUGGAUUCCUUCCCCAUCAAUGGUCCAUCAAGAGAUUUUACAGCGUUUCCCGAGCCUUUUUUAGCAAUGGUAAGUGCAAAAUAAUCAAUAAUUUAUUGAAACCAGAAUGGGAUUCGAGAAGUGCCCGUGUUCUGUUGUUCUUGGUCGUCCCGGGCCAUAUUUUCUUCAACUGGAUAAUCGGAGCACUUCACACCGGGGAGUCGCCGCCUUCCUCCGCCCUGUUUACAUCAAUUUACCUGACUGCUGGAUUGACUCAGGUGAGUUUUUUGAUCGAUAAGUUUUCGGUUUUCAUUAUCUUGCUAGUCCCGAUUACUAUCUAUAAAUAA